AUGGCUAGUACAAAGCAGACCGCUAGAAAGGCAAACCAAAUACCUAAUCUCGUCGAUUCUGUUAAUGCAGCGAAGGCGCAUGCAAGACUGAGCAAUAAAUCAAAUCAUCCGGUGAAGGAAAUGGCUCCAAUCAGAAGUAGCAAGAAUAAAAAAUAUAAGCUUGCCAUGGUAACUCCUCCAUCCAGACCUCCCCGCAACGCAAAAUACCUAAAUGUCGGUAUAUUACGAGGAAAAACACCGAGUGAGGUAGCCUUACUUAUCCGCGAACCCAGAGACCCAUGUGAUGAUUCGUCUGAAUUGUCCUCUUCACCCUCUCCUAUUAUAUCUGCAACUGGAAGCGAAGAAGAAGAAGUCGCAGAACAUGAUGGUAAUGGUGGUGAUGGUGGGAAUGGUGGUAAUGGUGGAAAUGAGGAUGAGGAGGAGAUUCAGGAGGAGGAGGAUGAAGGUAAUGAUGAUGAUGAUGAGGAGGAUGAGGAUGGAAAUGGUGGUGCUAGCAGUGAUGAAGAGGGGGAUGAGGAUGAUGGUAAUGAUGAAAAUGGAUCAUAA
Papaver somniferum (opium poppy) is the source of this 546-nucleotide messenger RNA. Its product is annotated as secreted acidic protein 1A-like. The transcript has 3 exons. The record is from RefSeq and is a predicted model, not a curated record. Lineage: Eukaryota; Viridiplantae; Streptophyta; Magnoliopsida; Ranunculales; Papaveraceae. The coding region runs from base 1 to 546 and encodes 181 amino acids.